Pichia membranifaciens NRRL Y-2026 is the source of this 1804-nucleotide messenger RNA. RefSeq lists its product as hypothetical. NCBI's taxonomy places the organism in Eukaryota, Fungi, Ascomycota, Pichiomycetes, Pichiales, Pichiaceae. Gene Ontology annotation, biological process: trehalose biosynthetic process; cellular response to heat. Gene Ontology annotation, molecular function: alpha,alpha-trehalose-phosphate synthase (UDP-forming) activity. The transcript has a single exon. The record is from RefSeq and is a predicted model, not a curated record. Gene Ontology annotation, cellular component: alpha,alpha-trehalose-phosphate synthase complex (UDP-forming); cytosol. Bases 140 to 1576 code for a protein of 478 amino acids.
CGAGGACGUAGACCACCUUUCUUUACAUUCUUAACUCUUCCCAGGUCUUGCAACAGCAUUGGCAUUGCACCAUUGGUCUCAAGGGAUAACAAAGAGCCCCCAAUCGUUUUUCUAGCUUAUCAUAUUCAACACGACCCCAAUGGCUAACGUUUUAGUUGUAUCUAACAGGAUACCUGUUACAAUCACCGAAGAUGAUAAAACCGACGGCCAGGAUACAGAUGGCAGCAACACAUACAGCUACAACAUGUCGUCUGGUGGCUUGGUCACGGCCUUGCAGGGUUUAAAGACCUCGUUUCAAUGGUUUGGAUGGCCCGGCAUGAGUGUGAGCAACGAUGCAGACAGGACCAAAAUUGAGACGGACCUAAAAAGUAAGUUCAAUUGCUAUCCUGUCUGGUUAUCGGAAGAGAUUGCUGAUUUACACUACAAUGGGUUUUCCAACUCGAUUUUAUGGCCAUUGUUCCAUUACCAUCCUGGAGAAAUGAACUUUGAUGAGAUUGCUUGGGCUGCCUAUAUCGAGGCGAACAAGCUAUUUACAGAGGAAAUAUUCAAGAAAGUGAAAGAGGGUGAUAUUGUUUGGAUACACGAUUACCACUUGAUGUUGGUUCCAUCCAUGCUUAGAGAAAAAUUAGAAAGGAAUGGCUUUUCCAACGUCAAGUUAGGAUUCUUCUUGCACACGCCUUUUCCAUCUAGUGAAAUAUACAGGAUCUUACCUGUCCGGGCGGAAAUUCUACAAGGUGUUUUAGGAUGUGAUUUGAUUGGGUUCCAUACCUACGACUAUGCUAGACAUUUCCUUUCCUCGGUUGAACGGAUUUUGAAGUUGCCUACAAGUCCCCAAGGUAUCCGCUACAACGGCAGAGACGUUACAGUGGGCGCAUACCCGAUCGGCAUUGAUGUCGACAAGUUUUUGAAAGGUGUAGAAAAGGAAAGCGUUCAGGGUCGUAUCGCCGAAUUGAAGCACAAAUUUGGAGAUGACUGCAAGUUGAUUGUGGGUGUCGACAGACUCGAUUACAUCAAGGGUGUCCCGCAAAAGUUGCAUGCUUUCGAGAUAUUCCUCGAAACACACCCGGAGUGGAUCGGGAAGGUGGUCUUGAUCCAAGUCGCAGUGCCUUCCAGAGGAGAUGUGGAAGAAUACCAGAAUCUACGGGCCAAUGUGAACGAGUUGAUUGGACGAAUCAAUGGGCGGUUUGGCACGGUUGAGUUUGUUCCCAUCCAUUUCUUGCAUAAAUCGGUUACUUUUGACGAGCUGAUCUCUUUGUAUUCGGUCUCUGACGUGUGUCUCGUCUCAUCUACCAGGGACGGUAUGAACCUUGUCAGUUAUGAGUACAUUGCCUGCCAACAGAAGGGUAAGGGUACUCUUGUUCUCAGUGAAUUUGCCGGUGCCGCACAAUCACUCAACGGUGCAGUCAUCGUCAAUCCUUGGAACACAGAGGAACUGUCGGACGCUAUCUACGAGGGGCUUACUAUGAGCGAAGAAAAGAAGACUGCCAAUUUCAACAGCAUGUUCAAAUACAUCACCAAGUAUACUGCCAGCUACUGGGGUGGCAAUUUUGUCAAAGAAGUGUCCAGACACAAGUAGACAUGUGUAUAUUUAGUAUCUACAGAUGUACGUUUUUUCUGAGUUUGCUUGUUGUUUUGUUUAACUGUUUCUUUGUUUUUGUUGUUGUUGUUGUUGUUGUUGUUAUUUCCUUUUGUACAACUCGAGGUAGAUAUGACAGCUGUGUAGAUAUAAUUCAUUCAUUCCAAUUAAAGUGGCAGACAUGGUAGUGCAGCUAAUCUGACUAUCUAUUUUUCGAAUUUCGCCUCA